Molecule: messenger RNA, 1823 nt
Organism: Gopherus evgoodei (Goodes thornscrub tortoise)
Lineage: Eukaryota; Metazoa; Chordata; Testudines; Testudinidae
Exons: 4
Coding region: 103-876 (257 amino acids)
Source: RefSeq, a predicted model, not a curated record
GGGGGCUGCGCGCCUGGGCCUCGCUCCGCAGAGCGGAGAGCCCGGCUGGGCGGCGGAGGGGAGCGGGGCUCGGGGAGUCCCGGAAGGCUGGUUUAAAAUCCCAUGUCUCUGCCCUCCGCCUCCAAGGCCCUUCAUGCAGCGGCGCCUCCCAUUAGCAGAACUGCCUGCUCGCCUGCUGCCAUGGCUUCAAGGUCACCUUCCCUGCAGGCAGAGAGCAGAGCAGAGGGGCUGCAGCCAGCUGAGCGUCGCCCGAAGAAGAAAGCCAACAGUGUGCGUCUUUCUGCACCCAACCGCCGUGCCCUGGUACUUGCCAACCUGCUGCUGCUCCUGCCUCGUUGCCCAGGUUCUCAAGCGACCAGUUUAACCAAAAAUAGCCUGAAUCCCAACAGUUCUUUGUGGGAUCUGGAUUAUGAAGGACUAUUUCACGGUAAGAAAAUUCUCCCAGGGACUCCUGGCUCAUAUAAACUCUCCAGCCUUCUUAGAAGUAAUGCUCUUGUAAGUCAUGAGGAAAGAAGAAGGUUGGUAACAAAUCAGAACCUGACUCAGAAAUCAAAGGAAGAGCGGUUAUCCUGUGACACGCUCCUUAAGCUUUACAGAUACGUUUUUAUGGAUGCCUUUGGACCUAAGCUUGCUUGGAGUAUAUUUCGAUUUCAUAAGUGUGAUAAGGAAGUCAACCCACCCAAAAUUCAGAUCAACCCUCUCAAGCUGCUGCAAACUAAACUGAAGCCACUGUUGUUAUACCGGGUGCUUAAGGUCCUCAGGGAUAUGGGAGUAUUGGCUGAGGCCCAGCAAUCCAAAGCCUUCUCACUGCUAAAGAAGCAAAUGCUUAAAACAAGGAGAAUGUUGUUUAAGUCUGAAGUGAAACAAAGUGAAUGAACCUUUUAGUUGAAGGUGAAUAUGACAGUCAGGGGAUGCAACGGACAUUUGGAUAAAUGCCUAUGGAAAAUAAGUUCUAGUUCUCUUUUACCUGAAAUUCUGCACAUUUAUGACAGGCGAAUUCAGACUCCAGAGAUCUCCAAACAAUUUAAUUGGCCCUGUCCCCUAUGUCAGAAGAAAUCUUGCCCCAGAAUAAAGUUCAGAGGCAACAGAUUGAAACAGUGAGACCAGAUGAUGGCACAUGAAUGUAUCUCCCUUCCCUUAUUGUUCACGAUCAGCAGCACUUAUGGCUUUGCACAGUGGGCUCCUCUUUAGCCUUGGCUCUUUGUGGUAUCUGUGGCUGGUAGAUUUGCCUCCUCACUUCCAGCUCUCCCUCUCCUCUGGAUUGAGGUUUUUUAAAUGGUUAGUGAAGGAUUUGAUGAAGGAAUGAAUUAGCUCAGUGGCCACAAAUCUGUGCUCUAAUAUAUUUACACAUUGCCUGGCAGAAUCUUUGGUCUUUCGUGCUGCAUUUAACAGCAUAAGGAAUACUGAUAACUUUGAUUAAGAAAAAAAAUGGAAUCUGAAAUGAACUUUCUACUCCAGUGUAAAGACUACUGCAGUCAAUGGCAGCAGAUCAUUUAAGAGCAAGGGACCUGAUCCAAAGCCCAUUGGAUCAGGCCCAAGACUUGUUGGAAUAACCCCUGAAGGUAUUUUCUACAGCAUUACAGUGACUGUUGUGGGACAGAUGACCUCUCCAUGGGUAUCUCAGUCUCAGACCAGUGGUAUCCUACCUCCUGUGAUUUUCAUGCAUUCUUGUUCUUAGUCCUCCCCAUUGGAGUUCUUUAAACAAAAAGUCAUUCCCAGCUGCCCUCCGGCUACACAUCUCAGAGAAAAGGGUGAGGCUGAUUUAAUUAGACUGAUUUUGCAAGAUUAACUGACAAAGGAAGAACUCUCUGUAAGCUCCAAAA